Trichoderma gamsii is the source of this 237-nucleotide messenger RNA. RefSeq lists its product as hypothetical. The record is from RefSeq and is a predicted model, not a curated record. NCBI's taxonomy places the organism in Eukaryota, Fungi, Ascomycota, Sordariomycetes, Hypocreales, Hypocreaceae. The transcript has a single exon. The coding region runs from base 1 to 237 and encodes 78 amino acids.
AUGUGUGCCACCCCAUACACAACUGACCUCGGCUCCCAACCUUAUUCAUGCCCCUGCCAGCGUCUUUCAUCGCCUUUAAACACCAAUCCUUUUACAUGUGCUCUCAAUAGUUUCAAGAGCUUACAAUUCCCCGUGGCUCGACUACGACGACUCCAGCUUCCAAUGCCUAGCCCCCUGCUGGCGUUGCAACUGCACCCCGCAUUUCUUACCCCACGGGGAAAAAUGGACUUCAACUAA